Molecule: messenger RNA, 750 nt
Organism: Glycine soja
Lineage: Eukaryota; Viridiplantae; Streptophyta; Magnoliopsida; Fabales; Fabaceae
Exons: 1
Coding region: 1-750 (249 amino acids)
Biological process (GO): proteolysis
Molecular function (GO): aspartic-type endopeptidase activity
Source: RefSeq, a predicted model, not a curated record
AUGGCUAGAGAAAGGAAGAAAGAAGCAUCUCCAGCUGAAGGGAGAGAAGUACCAUAUCCCUUGGUACCUUCUAGGAAGGAAUAUGAAAGACAUCUAGCUAGAUUUCUAGAUAUUUUCAAGAAGCUAAAAAGUACCAUGCCCUUCGGAGAAGCUCUACAUCAAAUGUCGCUUUAUGCUAAAUUUCUAAAAGAUAUGCUAACUCGGAAGAACAAGUACAUCCAUAGUGACACCAUAGUUGUGGAGGGAAACUGCAGUGUCGUAAUUCAAUGCAUCCUUCCACCAAAACAUAAGGAUCUAGGCAGAUUUACUAUACCUUGUUUUGUAGAUAAAGUUUUUGUUGGCAAGGCUCUUAUUGAUUUGGGAGCCAGUAUUAAUUUGAUGUCGCUUUCCAUGUGCCAGAGGCUUGGAGAGUUAGAGAUAAUGUCAACUAGGAUGACUUUACAGUUAGCAGAUCGCUCCAUCACCAGACCCUAUGGAGUGACAGAAGAUGUUUUGGUCAGAGUUAAACAACUUAUCUUUCCUGCUGACUUUGUGGUAAUGGACAUAGAGGAAGAUGCAGAUAUUCCCUUAAUUUUGGGACGUCCAUUUAUGGCUACUGCAAGUUAUGUAGUAGACAUAGGAAAGAAGCUAGAAAUGGGUAUUGAAGACCAAAAGAUUAGCUUUGAGUUGUUUGAUGAAGACAAACAUUUGUUGGACCAAAACGUCUGGUUAAAGGUGAAGGAGUAUGAAAAAGAGGUUCUGAUGGAGUGA